This is a messenger RNA of Pelobates fuscus (common spadefoot toad), 1848 nucleotides long. It is a transcript of the gene SLC35C1, whose product is annotated as solute carrier family 35 member C1. Gene Ontology annotation, molecular function: GDP-fucose transmembrane transporter activity; antiporter activity. The transcript has 3 exons. The record is from RefSeq and is a predicted model, not a curated record. Lineage: Eukaryota; Metazoa; Chordata; Amphibia; Anura; Pelobatidae. Bases 220 to 1278 code for a protein of 352 amino acids. Gene Ontology annotation, cellular component: Golgi apparatus. Gene Ontology annotation, biological process: protein O-linked glycosylation via fucose; GDP-fucose import into Golgi lumen.
ACAUACCCGGAAGUAGGAAGCACAGAGAGUGAGCUUAAUUCCACAUUGUUCAGGGAUUGUGCUACCAAGGUUCUUCUAAUCUCCAUGAGCAGAGAGGAGGCAUUCUCCCUGCUGCCAGCACAGUCAGAUCGUUUAUACUGUCUGAGUUAAUACUCUCAUAGUCCCAUAGCCUGGGACUGCCUGUUAAAGGGGACCCUGAAACGCUCCAGUAUCCUCAGAAUGGCUCUGGGAGGGGUUGGAGAUGGGGACCCGGACAAGGCAGGACGGGAGCCCUUCCUGGUGAAAGCAUUGAAGAUUGCAAUGGUGGUGGCCCUUUACUGGUUCAUCUCAAUCACCAUGGUGUUUCUUAACAAGUAUCUGCUGGACAGCCCUUCCCUGAAUCUCAAGGCUCCCCUGUUUGUCACCUUCUACCAGUGCCUGGUCACAGUGGCCCUGUGCAAGGGGCUGAGCCUCUUCUCCCAUGUCAUACCAUCAAAUGUCGUGGAAUUUCCUUCUGUGCGUUUUGAUCUCAAGGUUUUAAGGAGCAUCUUGCCACUCUCCUUGGUUUUUAUUGGUAUGAUCACCUUUAACAACCUGUGCCUCAUGUACCUUGGAGUAGCCUUUUACACAGUGGGCAGAUGCCUAAGUACAGUCUUCAAUGUGCUGCUGUCCUACUUGCUGCUUAAGCAAACUACAUCGUUGUAUGCACUGCUGUCCUGUGGAGUCAUCCUAGGUGGUUUUUGCCUGGGUAUUGACCAGGAAGGACAAGGAGGUAAACUGUCCUGGGUUGGAAUAUUCUUUGGGGUACUGGCCAGCGCAUGUGUUUCUCUUAAUGCUAUUUAUACCAAAAAGGUCCUUCCAGCGGUCGAUGGCAGCAUCUGGCGUCUGACGUUUUACAAUAAUGUAAAUGCCUGCUUUUUGUUUCUUCCCCUACUGGUUAUAUUUGGAGACAUUGGUAAAUUGAUAACCUUCGACAAGCUAACGGAUUUGUAUUUUUGGUCUAUGAUGACUCUAGGAGGGCUCUUUGGCUUUGCUAUAGGCUAUGUCACUGGCCUUCAAAUUAAAUUCACCAGUCCUUUGACACACAAUAUUUCUGGGACAGCCAAGGCCUGCGCCCAAACAGUACUGGCUGUGUUUUUCUCCGAACAGAGUAAGAGUUUCUUGUGGUGGACCAGCAAUAUCAUGGUAUUAAGCGGUUCUUUCUGUUACACUUGGGUAAAGGGUUUAGAGAUGAAGAAAACACAGGAACAACCGGCAAUUACCACAAAUGAAGAGGAGAAAAAUGUUUUAAAAGUGUGACAGCACUUUAAAUCCCACUAGUAACUAUUAUGAGGAAACUAACACACCACAACUAGACCUCAGAAAAUCUUUACGUUAGAAUGAAACGGCCUCGUAUGAUGUGCUCCAAAUUAAAUUGAACUCCAGGUGGCAUUGAAGUUUCAGAAUUUUUUUUUUCGGUAUAUCAGCCAAGCAGCCAUUGCGUAUGGACACUUUGCUGUUUGAGUGCCUCUACAACUUCACAACCAUUCCCGUAAUUUAUAUAAACCUUGACAGGCUGGACUAAUUGUAUUUAAGGAAGAAAAACCGAAAAGCAAUCAUGUCUACCAUAUACAUACUGUGAUGUAUGUACACCCAGUAGUACCAUUUGUGUCUUCUACCUUUUGACUCUGAACUGUUGUGGUCUAGAAAACUGAUACUGGUUCAUUGGCUUACAGAGGCCACAAAAAAGAGACUUGAUAGCAUUCAAUGAUAUCCUUAUUAAUGUGUAAGUAAGGGAAAGUUGUCAUGCCUAGUUUAGGACAAUCUGAAGACGUGAAGGACAGAAAAUAACUUUGUAUACUGUUAUAAAUAAACCAAUAUGAGCUCCAA